GGAUGGGAAAUUGGUCACAACUCGUAGACAGCCCACUCACUUUGUCACUAUUUUUCGAUUGGAUCAUAUCAUUCCAACAAAGAUCAACCUGAAGGCAGCACGGAACGGUAAUCCCCUUGAGCUCUGCUGGAGGUGUUGCAGCGACGGCUUGAUCAACAGAAAUGGCGGCCCUCAGAAAACUCUCAAACAACUUAGUCGGUCAUCUCUUACAACCCAACUGUCGAAAUUCCACUUUUCUAUCAUCAUCAUGGCCCUCUCCUUCUCCUGCCCUUUUCAUCUCGCGCAGAGGCAUAGCUUCCAAGCUCUUCAUUGGAGGACUUUCAUAUUACACAACAGAAAAGGGAUUGUCAGAGGCGUUUUCUCAGUAUGGCCAAGUUGUAGGAGCUAAAAUUCCCAUGGAUAAAGUCUCCGGAAGAUCGAAGGGUUUUGGAUUUAUUACUUACGCUUCAGAAGACGAAGCAGAGAAUGCCAUCAAAGAACUGAACGGAAAGGCACUGAAUGGGCGUGUAAUCUUUGUGGCUUAUGCAAAACCUAGAACCGGAUUCGGUGGGGGAACGCCAAUAGCUCGAGGGCCCCCUGAACCAGCCACAGGCCAAUGACACUACUAUUAGAGGCAAAUUGAAGUCAAUUAAUGUUUUCAAGAUCGUCGUACGAGAUGUUACUUGCAGGGUUUGUUGUUUUCUUUUUUGAAUUAAUUAAUGUUUUUGUUGGAAAUAAUAAUUACUAGUAUGUUGCUAUCAAGUCGCUCUUCUUUUUGA
Molecule: messenger RNA, 758 nt
Organism: Coffea arabica (coffee)
Lineage: Eukaryota; Viridiplantae; Streptophyta; Magnoliopsida; Gentianales; Rubiaceae
Product: small RNA-binding protein 11, chloroplastic
Molecular function (GO): RNA binding
Source: RefSeq, a predicted model, not a curated record